UUACAGAAUUACAGACGAAAUGCCAACAAGGCAUCUCCACUGUUGAAAAAAAUAGUAUUUACGAAUUACAAGAUUCACGUUAUUAGAAUUGUAUUUCGUCCUAUUUAAAAUCAAGAGAAUUUCGUUGAUUUCACAACAUAUUCUUUUUUGGUGAUCGAAUCUUGCAUUUUAAGAUUAGUCUUCAAUGGUGAUAGAGAAAAGACGAUGACCGGUGUUGAAUUUUGUUAAAUUGACAGUUUCAAAAGAUAGAUAAAAUGAUGCCAAAUGGAGGAAAUAUGAACCCUUGGAUGUCUCAUCAGUGGUACAACCCUGCAGCGUCACUUGGAUCUAAUCAGGUGCAAGGAAUGGUUGACGUUAAUGCUCUCCACAUGAUGGCUUCACAACAAUUCCCACAUCAAUAUGGUGCAGGGAUUCUUCCUGUGGCACCUGCUUGGAAUGAUGUGUCUUCCCAGUCUCAAUGGAUGCAGCAAUGGCAAUCCAAUUUCCAAACCAAUUGGGGCAAUAAUUUUGCUCCUAAUGCCCAACCUCCACCCCCACCCCCACCUGCCAACACAUCAGUUGUUCCACAGAUACCUCCGCCACCACCUCAGGAAAAGGCUCCAGAACAUGUAGCUGACAGUAUUAUGUCAGAAGAAGAAAAGAAUUUUGAUAUUCAAUUUAAAGAAUGGGAAGGGAAAUUUCAAGCUUGGAAAGAAGAAAAUAAAAACCAUCCAGACAAGGCAGCACUUGCUGUUUAUGAAGCCCAAUGGAAAACUUGGCGCGAACAAUUGAUUCAAAAUCGAGAAAAAUUGCGAAAAAAACGAGAAGAAUCUGUGGCCAAACAGAAUCAAAUUAUGGAACAAUCGAAAAAUAGCAUUGAUGACUCGAGUCAUUUAGCUCAUUCACGCCAGGCGACGCAACCAACUAGUAACAAUGACAGUCGUGAAGAUAUUCCGUAUCACUUCCAGCCUAAGAUGCCCAAUACUCCUGGGCAACCGUUGAUUACGUCGUCUCAACACAAUCUAUAUUCAAAUCACGCACCGAAUUCGAGCACAAAUUUACACGUAGCUGGGCAUUCUUCUAAACUUCAUGUUCCCCAAAAUUAUCCAAAUAAAGGAGACAGUGAACAUAGUUUGAGCGGUGGAAGAGCGAACCAAAUGCCUGGUGGCACUUUGCCACCUAACCGGUUUGAUUAUUCAUCGCGGCAGUUACAUGAGGAGUUUCGCGACCAUCGUGUGUCCCAUUCUGUAGCUGACCUUCAAUCGAAUAGAAUGCCUAAUAAGCCACCACACCCACUACUUACAAACUUCGAUCCGGCUCAAAAGCAAUUUGAUCUUCCUCUCCAAAGGCCUGGUCAACACCAGCCAGGUUUGGAUUUCCAAGACAUGAGACAGCGGCAGCUCGAUGUACCACCUAGGCUUCAGAAUCGCGACCAUCACCACGAAAAUAUUCAACAUAAUCAGCCUAUGUUGCCAGCGAAUCAGCGAGAGUUGAACGUCCCACAAGGAUUUCAGCCGCCAGCGCGUGGAAUGUUAGAGUCUUCUCAGAGUGGUGCCAAUUUUGUGAGUCCCGCCAAUAAUGUGGAUGAAGAUCUCAGAACGUUUCCUUCGUCAGCUGAAACGGCAGCCAAUCUUUUCCGAAAGCGCGCAAUGCGCGGAAAGGGUGAUGGACCGCGCUUUGUCCCCUACAAAACUCCUGAUAUGCCUGUGCAAAUGAACCAGAAAGUUGAAACUGGCUUGGAAGGAAGUGUUCGUCCACGUAUCGAGGAGCGAUUGGCCGAACACGCAGAAAUUAAGCUUUCUGCUUUGCCCCUAAUGGCAAAUCUCGCUGGUCCUUUAGUAAGAGACCACGAAAUACCAGUUAAGAAGGUUGGUGCAAUCAUGGAACCCAUCGUGUUUGAAUACAACCAUCGCCCGGGACAGCGUGGCCGAUUUGCCGAACCAGUCUCCAUCGAUAGUUCCCGUGCUAAACAACCGCAGAUUGAAUCUUCAGAAAGCAAGGUCAUCAAUCGUAAGAUUGAAAUUGUUGUUCCCAAAGCCCACGCCAUUUUGCCAGCAGCUCCGAAAAAUGUCCCUGUCGAAAAAAGUCCAGUAAAACCAGCCCCUCUCCCACUUUUCCCCUCUGCAGCGGCUAUACAAAUACAAGAAAAUCCGUUUCCAAAACCGCAACCUCAAUUACUGCCUGAUCCACCUGCCGAAGAUAAACGACCAAACGUAGGUCUAGUGUUGUCUCAACAAACCGUAUCUGAGCCUUCAGAAAUGGAGAUCGUACCUGCAGAAAUUGAAAUUGUGAUGGUAGAGGAUCUCUUACUGCCUCCUGGGCGUUACGGCCGUCCUUCGAAAAUUGUGGUUAUCCUACGCGGUCUUCCAGGAUCGGGUAAAAGCCACUUGGCCCGUUCAAUAAAGGAAAAGGAAGUGUUGAUGGGUGGAUCAGCCCCUCGAAUUUUAUCUAUCGAUGAUUAUUAUCUAAUGGAUGAUGGUACUAGCCCGGUUCCUUGGCAAGAAGACCAGGAAGAGCAAUAUCGGCAGAGUUUGUUGAAAUCUCUCAAGAAAAAUCUUGAUGAUGGCCAUUUUUCCUUCAUCAUUGUGGAUGCUCUUCACAUUAAGGUGAGCGACAUUCUGGAGGUACACAAUGCGGCGCGGAGUCGUGCGUUCUCCGUUUUCCUAGUCGACUUGCCUGAUGACCUGAGGCGUACUGGGACAAAUAGAAAAUGUACAGAAAAGGAUCUCGAGAAAAUGAAAAGUGAGUGGCAAGAGGCGCCGAUUGAGGACCUUCCGCGUUUAGAUAUUCGUUGGUUAUUACAAGGAGUUGUUGAAGAGCGGAUCCCUACUCCCGAUGAUGUUGUUACAUCAACGACAGUCCUCAUCGAUGAAGAUUCGCAAGGAAGUCCAAACGAAAAUCCAGCUGUGAGCAAAUGGGAAACGAUGGAACAAACGGAAGAAAAAUUAGACCGAUUGGAUGGUAUCGUCAAACGAAAGUCGGAGAAACCUGCUUCGAUGGAAGAUUGGUUACAAUCUGGAUUACCAGACGAUUAUGAUGAUCGUAAAUGUUUGGAAGGAAAAAAACGGGUUCGUUGGGCCGAUGUUGAAGAAAAAAUGCAACAAAAGAAGAUGCGUGAUUUGGGAUUUGUAGUGGGACAAACCAAUUGGUCUAGAAUGACGGAUCCAACGUUCGGAGAGUCGGCUCUUACGAAAACCAAGUAUAUUUGAUGAGUGAUCUGAGUCGAAUCAUACACGAAGCCAUACGCUCAAAACGUACAUUUUGUUGUGAGACAAACAAGAAAAAAAUAUAUCACGGAUUUUCCACGUUCCACCGUGCUGUCGCCUAUGGUAUCAGUCGUACUCUUCGUUCCAUGUUGGAUUGUCAUCGCUUAAAACCGCUUUGGCCGCCAAAAGUUCUUUGGGAAUCUCACUUCCUCUAACUUGGACAGUGUAACAAGCAGUUUCUACUUUUUGCAAACUUUGUCUUGAAACUUGCAACUUGCGUUUCAGCUCACGCUGAAAUCCAAGGCUACAAUCAAAAUAAAUUGAGAUUACAUUU
Messenger RNA from Daphnia pulex (common water flea), 3519 nucleotides. RefSeq lists its product as uncharacterized. Gene Ontology annotation, cellular component: nucleus. The record is from RefSeq and is a predicted model, not a curated record. Bases 255 to 3188 code for a protein of 977 amino acids. Gene Ontology annotation, biological process: regulation of telomere maintenance. NCBI's taxonomy places the organism in Eukaryota, Metazoa, Arthropoda, Branchiopoda, Diplostraca, Daphniidae. The transcript has 10 exons.